Molecule: messenger RNA, 1027 nt
Organism: Malania oleifera
Lineage: Eukaryota; Viridiplantae; Streptophyta; Magnoliopsida; Santalales; Ximeniaceae
Product: large ribosomal subunit protein bL28c
Exons: 3
Coding region: 21-554 (177 amino acids)
Biological process (GO): translation
Cellular component (GO): ribosome
Molecular function (GO): structural constituent of ribosome
Source: RefSeq, a predicted model, not a curated record
AAAAGCAGAAGCAGUGACCGAUGCCCCGCUUUGUUUUACAAAAACAUUUUCUGAGAACAGAUAAGAGGAGAUCAGGCAACCGGAGAGAGCGAGAGAGAGAGAGGAUGGCAGCGGCAGCAUCAGUGCUAAUGGUGGGUCACUGCUCCAACCUGUGUUUUCGUAAAGCAGACUUUCUCAACAGAGCUUCGGUGAAGCUAAAUGCGGUUUCGGAGCUCGGGUUCGUCACUUCGCAGUUGGGCGGCGUCCGAAUCUCCCCGUCUAUUGACUUGGCCAAGCGCAUUUCGGCUCCUGCCAGAUUUCUUCCUCUUCAGCCCGUUGCCCGUAGAGUUUGUCCUUUCACUGGGAAGAAGGCAAACAGGGCAAACAGGGUUUCGUUCUCAAACCAUAAGACAAAGAGGUUGCAGUUUGUGAACCUGCAGUAUAAGAGGAUCUGGUGGGAAGCAGGGAAGCGCUAUAUCAAAAUGCGAUUAUCAACAAAGGCAUUGAAGACCAUAGAGAAGAAUGGCCUGGAUGCAGUUGCCAAGAAGGCUGGAAUUGAUCUUCGCAAGAAAUAAUAUAUUACCUAAUUACUUUUGUUUCAUUGUUAUGUUUUUAAUGGACCUAUUUGCAACGAUAGAUAUGUAUCACAUCGUGGGACGGCUGGAAUCAGAUGCAACUUCUGCACCUCAGAAAUAUGCUGUGCAGUCCACUUCUUGACAAAUGCAGCAAACACAAUCUGCUGAUGUGCGUCGGAAUAUGAACGCAUUUGCUUCUGCCCUUGCUGGAACAUAGUCUGCGCAGAGCAUCUCUUUUCAUGGUUGACAAAGCAAUGUGUAAUCUUUUGAUGCAUAUUUGUAUUGAUGUCAAAGACCAUUGCUAGAGGCAGCAUUGAGGGUGUAACAGGCAACUGGUUUUGUUUCUUUGACCAUCUGAAUUUGAUCGUUCACUUUGUAUUCUCUUCCCUUCUGUCUGGUACUUUUAACAUUUGUGUAUACCUUAGCGUUUGUAUUGAACUGUGUAAAAUGAAAAUUACCCUUUUCUUGGCCUA